GUUUUGGAGAAAGUUACACAUCUACCGUGAUAUUAAAAGAUAUUUGCUCAAAAAAAUUGGCCUUCUAAUUUUAAGAUAGUACAAAACACAAUCAAAUUUAACGAAGAAAAAAUCCAGAAGUUCCUUACGUAUAUAUUUCGAUAAGACAAUAAUUAUGUUAUAUAUUAUAAGAAUUUUAAUAAAACGAAAAUUUCAUUAAGAGAAAAACCAUAGAAAAAUAAAAAUUGUGUUCUUUCCACUCACACAAAUCAGUGGUGAUACGAACACGAUCGCCGCUAUUGAAAAUCACAGCGUGACAACAUAUCAACAACCUCUAUGUCUUUGGCAAUGCCAUUUAUCGAUGAUGACUUACUGUGGUGUCCGGACAACGAUGGCAAAAUGGUCGAUUUGUCGUCCUGUCUUCAGGAUUCUGUUGCAGUGGGUCAACAGACCGUGGCGAUGGCGAAUUUGGGUGAACUUACCCAAUCAGACUUAACAAGCCUAUCAACAGGCUUAUCUGAAGAAAAUGAACAAAUAAAUGACACAGAAGAUAUAUUUAAACAAUUGAAUGAUACUAAUUUCGAAUUUAUAUUUAAUGAUCUCACCAAUGGUAACCAUUCAAAUGGUGUGGAGAUAAAGCAAGAAGAAAAUAACAAUAACCUGCCAAAUCAACAAUAUGAUCAAAAUGUGCCUACAUUAAACAAUAUUAGUGAUAAUACAAAAAGUUUAUUAUUAGAAAUGCGGACUGUCUCAAAAAAGUUUACAAUAGCUGCCGCGAAUCCAUUAUUAGCUGAAAAAUUAGCGUCACCUAGUGUACAAAUACAACAGCAACAUUCACCCAUGACACAAACCUACAAUAACAGUUGUAGACAACAACCAGAUUUAGCAUUGUUGGGAGUUAAAAUUGAAGCAGUAGACACAACUGAACUGCCACCAUAUCAUCAUCAACCAUCUGGUAAUUCACCAUCACCACCCCCGGUGGUGGUGGGUGCAACACGUUUAAACGGUACAUCAACAAUAAAUGGACAUCAUAAUUUGACAACGUUAAACAAUACUCAGCAUUCUUCACAUCCACAAAAUUUACAUUCAAAUACAAAUGGCAAUACCACAUCAAAUAAUAGUUCGAAUAGUAACAGUAAUAGUAAUCAAAAGGCAUUAUUACAUGGUAUAUUAUCUGGAACAGCAUCCGUAUCCUCAGCAUCAUCACAAUCACAUCCUGGAUCUCUAAGUCAUGUGCAUGCGUUAAUGACUUCAUUUCGUUCGCAUGUAUAUACGACAACCACAAAUACUGGUUCAUUACCACCAAGUCCUGCUGAUUCGGGUGUAUCUGAUGUGGAUUCUUCGUCAAGUGGACAUACUUCAUCUACCGAUGAAUUAAAAAUCCGUUUGGCUGGUGGUCACCAUGGUGCUGGACCCCAAUCACCGUUAGGAUAUCCGGGACAUCCACCUGGUGGACACCAUCCUCAACAGUUCCUAGCACCUUAUUAUCAUCACCAUUCACAACAACAAAGUCAUCAUCAACAGCAGCAACAGUCACAGCAACCUCCAGGAGGUGGGGGUGGUACGCAACAAACGCACCAAAUAAGACAGCAACCAACACAUCAUUCAAAUUCCAGUCAACCACCAGCCGGCUUGUAUACAUCAGUUAGGCAACAAAUACCAGACAGUUACAGUAGCUACCUGAGUACAUUACAACACCAUCAUCACCCACAACAAAACGGAGGUGUGUUAGGUGGUCCUGGAUCACAUCAUCACCAUCAUCAUCACAUGAAUGGUGUAACACCAUCAAAUAUUGUCCAUCCAUAUCACCAUCAAAAUAUCCAUCAUCCAACACACUUUGCUACACCUUCUCCACCACGGGGCUCAGCCAUCCCAACAUCCGUGAUACAAGCUGCUACCUCUAGUGUAAAUGAUGAACUUUCAUAUAUGUUAGAAAUUGGUGGUUUUCAUCCACGUAAAUUGAAGAAAGUCAAGAAAAUGAAAACAACUGGUGAACCUGGACCAAAUGGUCAAGUAAAACGUAAAAGUCGUGAAGGUUCCACCACAUAUUUAUGGGAAUUCUUAUUAAAAUUAUUACAAGAUCGUGAAUAUUGUCCACGAUACAUAAAAUGGACAAAUCGUGAGAAAGGUGUAUUUAAAUUAGUGGAUUCUAAAGCGGUUUCACGACUAUGGGGUUUACAUAAAAAUAAACCAGAUAUGAACUACGAGACAAUGGGCAGAGCUUUACGAUAUUAUUAUCAGCGUGGAAUUUUAGCUAAAGUUGAUGGACAACGUUUGGUGUAUCAAUUUGUGGAUGUACCUAAAGAUAUUGUUGAAAUUGAUUGCUCCGGGGCGUGACAAACUUUAUACGUAUAAAUUACAAAGUAAAAUAAUUCCAAUGCAUUUAAAGAUUUAAUUAAAUGUCAUCCUUUAUCUAUUAAUUAAUAUGCCCUCUCCUGUACACCGUAAUUUGACCCAAGCAAAUAUAUUUAAAUUCACUUUUUCGGGAAUCAAUAUAUUAUUUAUUUCG
Messenger RNA from Chrysoperla carnea, 2488 nucleotides. It is a transcript of the gene Eip74EF, whose product is annotated as ecdysone-induced protein 74EF. Lineage: Eukaryota; Metazoa; Arthropoda; Insecta; Neuroptera; Chrysopidae. Gene Ontology annotation, biological process: cell differentiation; regulation of transcription by RNA polymerase II. Gene Ontology annotation, molecular function: DNA-binding transcription factor activity, RNA polymerase II-specific; sequence-specific DNA binding. Bases 316 to 2316 code for a protein of 666 amino acids. The record is from RefSeq and is a predicted model, not a curated record. Gene Ontology annotation, cellular component: nucleus. The transcript is spliced from 7 exons.